This is a messenger RNA of Caenorhabditis sp. 36 PRJEB53466, 1017 nucleotides long. Lineage: Eukaryota; Metazoa; Nematoda; Chromadorea; Rhabditida; Rhabditidae. The record is from the annotation of a GenBank genome assembly.
AUGUCCACUCUCAAGGAAUCAAGGAGACUGUGCAAUUGCAAUUGGAGGCCACCGGGUAGGCAAACGCGCCCCAUUGCUAAAAUUUUCGAAUUCUGGCGGCUUUCUCACGUGAGAGUCCCUUUCUCUCAGAGCUCACUGUUUUUCUUGCAGAAAAAAUGUGCAAACGGUGGCGAGCGAGCUGUAGCGUCGCAUCGAUUACCUGAAAGAGACGGAGGAGACGAAGGCGAGAUUCGAGCAGGGUCAGCUGCUGAAACCGAUCAACGAGAGCGUCGAGAAGCAGGCUUCGCAGAAGGAUUUCCAGGAGAAGUUCCUACACAACGCCAUACAACAGCUCAAAGGUAUCGCCGUCUGAAGAUUUCAUUUUCCCCCAUUUUCCCCGCUCUUUUCGUGUCGUUUAAUUAUUGAUUGGCGGUUCACUUCAUCGAGAAAUAGAUCGCGGCGCCGUCGAAUCAGCCAAAGGCGCAGUGUUUUUCUCGUUGUCCUUUUUAUUUAUUCAAAUUCGGGAGGAUUUUUUAAAUGCAUUUUUACCAUAUUUCAAACUCAUCUACUUGAAAAAGCGCCGAGGCGGAAGCGCUUGUGGAUAAAUAAAAACAGAGGAAAACAAAAAGAGGCCGAGUUCAAAAGGAACGUCCGGAGGAGACACUAUCAAAACACUUGACAAAAAAUACUAUUAUUUGCUCUUUGAUGUUCACGAUUUGCUCAAAAAGAUCAGGAAACGAGUUGUUCCGUUGGAAAAUAGAUUAGAAAACGGAGAUAUCGAAAAAGUUUGACAACUUUUUCGAUAUCUUGACCAGGUGUCUAGACAUAACUGCGGUGCCCCACGUCAUGAUUACUCAUUUCUCGAUCGUGUUUGAUUAAUGUUGACUUUAACCCGUCAGACGUCUCAAGUGGCCGAUAGGUUCAGGUUCCCCGUGAAUCGCAACUUUCAGCUCUUUUUCAGUCCACUUCAAAGAUAAGCCAAAAAAGGAACACCACACAGUUCAAGAGGGUCUCGUUGUCUCAUUGGCACCCGAAUAG